AUGACUGGUCCGAAAGAAUCGCCAAAUCUUGCUCCUGUGGGCUGGGACUAUGACCGGAACCACAAUGGCACCGAGUUGUCUGAUAUGUCCGAGCAAGAGCCCAAGCUGAAGGACUUCGACAUCGAGAGCCAGCCCCGCCGCGGCUCGCAGCAUAAUGUCACUGCCAUCGACUCAUUGUCGAUGAAGGAAAGUAUCGGUCGUCAGAUUGACAUCGAGUCGGAGAACACAAUUAAAUACCGGACGUGCAGUUGGCAAAAGACCGCUGCAUUGCUCUUCUCGGAGUAUAUCUGUCUGGCUAUUAUGUCCUUUCCCUGGUCAUACUCAAUUCUGGGUCUGGUUCCCGGUUUGAUCCUGACCGUGGUUAUUGCCGCCAUUGUCCUGUACACUUCAUUGAUUACCUGGAGAUUCUGUCUGCGACACCCGGAAGUCCGCGAUGUUUGCGACAUCGGUCAGUAUCUGUUCUGGGACUCCAAGAUUGCGUGGUGGGCCACAGCAUUCAUGUUCCUCCUGAACAACACUUUCAUUCAGGGCCUGCACUGUGUGGUGGGUGCCGAGUACUUGAACACGAUGUCAAACGGUGCAGUAUGCACAAUUGUCUUCUCAAUAAUCGUCGCCAUCAUUUCCUGGUGUUUCUCGCUGCCCCGCACAUUCGACACGUUAUCCAAAGUCGCAACCCUCUCAGCAUUUUUUACCUUCGUCUCCGUCGUCCUGGCUGCCGUAUUUGCUGGUGUCGAAGACCAUCCGGCAGGAUACACGCCCGCACUGGGAGACCCCACCGUGCUUGCCGUCCCGCUCAAGGGCACAACAUUUAUCCAAGGCAUGAAUGCCUUUUUGAACAUUAGCUACACCUUCAUCGGCCAAAUCACCCUCCCCAGUUUCAUUGCCGAGAUGAAAGAGCCCCGCGACUUCUGGAAGUCAGUAACAGCCGUGACAAUCGCGGAGAUCAUCGUCUUCAGCGUCAUCGGUGCAGUCACAUACGUCUACGUCGGCAACCAAUACAUGGUUGCGCCGGCCUUCGGUUCCCUCGGCGACGACGUUUACAAGAAGGUCUCCUUCUCUUUCAUGAUACCGACCAUCAUUUUCCUGGGCGUGCUGUACGCCUCCGUCUCGGCCCGUUUCAUCUUCUUCCGCCUAUUCGAGGGCACCCGGCACAAGGGCAACAACACCGUCAUUGGCUGGGCUGCUUGGGGUGGAAUCCUUGCUGCGCUUUGGGUCGCAGCCUUUAUCAUUGCCGAAGUCAUUCCCUUCUUCUCCGACUUGUUGUCCAUUAUGAGCGCCCUCUUUGACUCUUUCUUCGGCUUCAUUUUUUGGGGUACCGCUUAUAUCCGCAUGCGCUCGGAGGAUUACGGACCCCGUUUCUUUAUGGUUCGUGGAAUUCGAGGCUGGCUCGGAUUCAUUUUUAACGUCUUUUUGAUUGUUGUUGGUUUCUUCUUCUUGGGACCUGGGACAUACGCUGCUGUUAUGUCCGUCGUCACCAGCUACGAUGAGGGCACUGUUCGCGGCGUUUUCACGUGUGCCAGCAAUGGACUAUAA
Messenger RNA from Penicillium roqueforti, 1533 nucleotides. RefSeq names its product putative neutral amino acid permease. The transcript is spliced from 4 exons. The coding region runs from base 1 to 1533 and encodes 510 amino acids. The record is from RefSeq and is a predicted model, not a curated record. NCBI's taxonomy places the organism in Eukaryota, Fungi, Ascomycota, Eurotiomycetes, Eurotiales, Aspergillaceae. Gene Ontology annotation, molecular function: amino acid transmembrane transporter activity. Gene Ontology annotation, cellular component: vacuolar membrane. Gene Ontology annotation, biological process: amino acid transmembrane transport.